UCCGUGGGCUUCCGGGCGCACGCAGUUCUGCCGCCGCGGAGAGGGCGGAAUUCCCGGUGCUGCUGCCGUGUCUGUCGGUGCCCCGGGUUCAGCCGCCACCAUGGGGAUCCUGGAGAAGAUCUCCGAGAUCGAGAAAGAGAUCGCUCGGACGCAGAAGAACAAGGCCACCGAGUAUCACCUGGGCCUGCUGAAAGCAAAACUUGCCAAGUAUCGGGCCCAGCUUCUGGAACCGUCCAAAUCGGCCUCAUCCAAAGGAGAGGGUUUUGAUGUCAUGAAGUCGGGUGACGCCCGCGUGGCACUGAUUGGAUUUCCCUCUGUGGGUAAGUCCACCUUCUUGAGUCUAAUGACCUCCACAGCCAGCGAAGCCGCGUCCUAUGAAUUCACCACCCUGACAUGUAUCCCUGGGGUCAUCGAAUAUAAAGGGGCCAAUAUCCAGCUCCUCGACCUGCCUGGGAUCAUCGAGGGUGCAGCACAAGGGAAAGGCCGUGGCCGGCAGGUGAUUGCUGUGGCGCGCACGGCUGAUGUCUUCAUUGAUGUGAUUGUGGGCAACCGGGUGUACAUGCCCUGCUUGUAUGUUUAUAACAAAAUCGACCAGAUCUCAAUGGAGGAAGUGGACCGCCUGGCCCGGAAGCCCAACAGUGUGGUCAUCAGCUGCGGCAUGAAGCUGAACCUGGACUACUUGCUUGAGAUGCUUUGGGAGUACCUGGCCUUGACCUGCAUCUACACCAAGAAGAGAGGACAGAGGCCAGACUUCACAGAUGCCAUCAUCCUCCGGAAAGGGGCCUCCGUGGAGCAUGUGCCAGUUCAAGUACGCGCUGGUGUGGGGCACCAGCACCAAGUACAGCCCGCAGCGGGUGGGCCUGACCCACACCAUGGAGCACGAGGACGUCAUCCAGAUUGUCAAGAAGUAGUGCCUCCUGCUGGGCCCCCUGCCUGCCCACCCUGUCUCCCCCGGGGAGUCAGACCUGGCCGGACACACCAAAGCCCAAACAGGAAAUUCAUACAAAUACAUACACCCCAGGAAGGGGUCUCUCAAGUCUCUGCUGUUUCUGGAAGUUUCUUCAGUAGGCAGAUGAUGAAGAGUGUAUUGGGGCAGAGGGACAUGGUUGGGGAACUUGGGCUGGGCUGGUGGCAUUUGCCACGAGACUGGCCCCUUGGGUGGGGGUUCUGUGUUUGGAACACUGGGCCUGCGCCCUGCCCCUGGCCCCCGCUCAGGCACCGAGGGGGCAGGUUGCCCCCCCUACCCUGCAGCCAGGGCCUCAUGCGGACGGCUUGCUCAGUGCUGGGGCUCAGAGCCGAGCCUGCCCGGGUCCCUGGGAGCUGUAGUUUCUGUUGGGGCACCUUGGGCCUUCAGCUCCUCCCAGCCUGCCUGACACUCGGGGAGGGGGCCUCCCAGGACAAGCCCUCUGCCCCAGCCCAGGGCUGCUCCAUGGUGGCCUUAAGCCCCAGCUCAUGCCCUCCUCAGCCCGAGGAGUCCUGAUGUACUGCACUGACCCCGCCACCCGGGGCCUGCACAGACGCCUGGAGUGGUGGCUUUGGUGUUGGGUUUCUGUACUUUUCCCCCAAGCCCCUGGUCUUGGCUCUCCUUUCUACAAUAA
This is a messenger RNA of Neomonachus schauinslandi (Hawaiian monk seal), 1598 nucleotides long. RefSeq names its product developmentally regulated GTP binding protein 2 (gene DRG2). Bases 101 to 1480 code for a protein of 459 amino acids. The record is from RefSeq and is a predicted model, not a curated record. The transcript is spliced from 11 exons. Gene Ontology annotation, biological process: cytoplasmic translation. Gene Ontology annotation, cellular component: cytoplasm. NCBI's taxonomy places the organism in Eukaryota, Metazoa, Chordata, Mammalia, Carnivora, Phocidae. Gene Ontology annotation, molecular function: GTP binding; GTPase activity.